GUCUGUCUGUCUGUCUCACUCGCCAUAGGGUCCUUGUGUUUUGGGAGUGAUCAUGGACUUGAAACCAUUGAAAUAGUUUCACUGUGUAUGACUAUAAAACAUUCUGUGUGAAAAGCCUUGAUCUGUUCUGGAGGAAAGCCCAUAUAGUCACAGUAGUCAUAUUAUUGGCUCUGGGUGACGUUGCCUGCGCAUUAAGUAGUGUGUGGUUGAGCACAGUGUUGUAAUGACGGUCUCAGGCUAAUGGAACAUGUGUGAGGUAGGCGUCAGGGUGCGGUGUCUGUUGUUGACUAGUUGUUUGCUUGGGAGCGCCUGCUGGGACAGGGGAGCGUCCAUGCAGUUGUCAUUCACAUCUUCUCCCAACUGCUCCCCAGCUGUCAACCUGACCAAACAUGGAGGAGUUCGUUGGUGGUCUGCUUCAGGGACUUGAUCUGCCAUGUGAUGUCAGGCGCACAAGAAUAGCUUAGCUCUGCAGGGGGACAUAGUUUUUUCCGGUUCCCUUUGGGAAGAAAGGUUUCUGACCCAGCCUUAACCAUGGAAUGCGAGAGCCGCUGAAGACAUCUGACAACAAAGGAACGAGGGAGGUUGAAAAGAGCAGAAGAAAACAACAAAAGAGAAGUAAAGGGUCGGGGAAAACAAAAGAAGAAAGAGUGGUGAUUGAGAUUGAGAUUUGGAAAGAGGAUCAGUCACCCCCUACCCUACCCCCCCUACCCCCUUCUUUUCUUUUGUUGGGGGACUUUGCCAGUGUGCAUGCUGUGCUGUCUUUCUCCCCUGGACACCAUUCCCCGAUCUGAGUGACAGAAAACAAAAGGCAAGAAUGCGCAAUAAACAGAGAAAGCAGAGGCAGGGGGUCUGCCGCCCCUUGCUGUUGUGCACUGGCAGGACUACUGUGGUGGCGGUGGUGCUGCUGCUGCUGCUCGGAGGUGUGCAGGGCAGCUGGCCCCCCGAGGGACAGGUGGAGCUGCUGCACGACCAGCAGCUAGAGGCCUCCAUGCACUCGGCCGUCAUCUCUGAGCUCCAGGAAGCCGUGGCAGCUGCGGAGGCGGUGGCUACAGCAGCCACACAAGGUGCUGGCUUCCCAGACUCCUCUGCGGUGGUGGGAAGAGUAUUCCAGAUGCACGUGCCAAUCAAGACGGCGGGGGAUGCAGUGGGCGCCGCAGUGAAGGUCGUUGAGGCUAGCAAGGACGCCUUACCUGCAUGGCUACACUGGGAUGUGGAGAGCAGCACCCUUCAAGGCCUUCCUCUAGAGGCAGACAAGGGUGUCCAUUACAUAUCUGUUUCCAUCUCUAACGGAAGCCAGGUUUCGUCCCACUCUGAUGUUUUCUCCAUCGAGGUGCACCCAGAGGAGCACGCAGAUAGUGACCCCAUUCAACUGGCCAUUCAAGGGGCGAGCAACAAUGUCCAGUCCUUUGUCUGUGUCAACGAGGAGCCUGUUACGGUGCUCACCGUUAUUCUUGAUGCUGAUCUCACUAAGAUGACUUCGAGGCAGAGAGUGGAAUUGCUUGCAAAAAUGAAGAAAUUUUCAGGUGUCGGGCUCCAGCACAUGAAGAUCUUGCCUGUGGUGAACAACCGUUUGUUUGAUAUGUCCGCCUUCAUGGCUGGGCCUGGGAAUGCCAAAAAAGUGGUGGAAAAUGGCGCCCUUCUAUCUUGGAAGCUCGGCUGUGCUCUGGACCAAAGUUCUGUGCCAAACAUCAGCAGUGUCCAGGCACCGGCAAAGGAGGGAACAAUGUCGGCGCAGUUAGGAUACCCCGUUGUCGGAUGGCACAUUGCGAACAAAAAAACUCACGUCCCCAAGCGAGUACGUAGGCACAUCAACAACACCCCGACACCUGUGCCCUCGUUACUUCCGCCGACCACCUAUUCUGAACCUCCGACCCGGAUUAUCCCCACCCCCACGUCCCCCUCCAUCGCCCCCACGACAGACACCUCUUCCUUCCCUGUGAGAGGACCUGUGCCCUUGCCUGUGAAGCCUACAAUCCGCACAAGAGAUCCUAUCGCCCACACACCAACAAUCGGUCCGGUUCCGCCAACAACGGUCGUCAUGGAGACGACCAGCACUAUCAGCGCUAUCCAGCCCACCAUGACGAGGCCAAUGCCGGUCGGGCCGUCUGUUACUCCGCCGACACCGACUACCACCAGAAAAACAACCAAGAAACCCAGGAAACCCAAGACCACGCCUAUGUCUAAAAUGACUACAACAACAAAACCACCCAGGCGCACGACUCCCUCUCCUCCUGUCGUACCGGACACAGGUAACGAGAAGCCAAAGCUUCGUAAUCCUAUCGACCAGGUGAACGCAUGGGUAGGCACGUACUUCGAAGUGAAAAUACCAUUAGACACUUUCUACGACUUUGAAGACGGCACCACCGACAAGUUGAGGUUGACUUUGAGAAAGAACCUCUAUGAGGUGGUGGGGGAAGACUCGUGGAUCCAGUUCAACAGCACGAGCCAACUUCUGUACGGACUGCCGGACUGGCAGCAUAUGGGCAAACACGAGUACUUCAUGCAGGCGACGGACAAGGGCAGUCUCAACGCAAUCGACGCCUUUGAGGUUCAUGUCAAUCGCUGGGCUACGAGUGACAAACCACCCGUCCUGUUCGCUGCUCGUUUCCACGGGGAACCGCACAGUGUGACCAGCAACAUCCACAAGAAGAUUCUUCUCGUCAAAAAGCUGGCCGUCUUAUUCGGAGAUCGUAACAGCAGCACGGUGACCUUAAAGAACAUCACCAAGGGCUCCAUCGUGGUGGAGUGGACCAACAACAGCCUUCAGCAGAACCCUUGUCCCAAGGAGCAGAUCCAGGCCAUGAGCAGCAAGAUUUCUACCGCCAAAGGCGUACCAACCAAACACUUCAGUAACGUCAUGGAGCCCGACUUCGCCCCUAUAAACAUCACCGUCACAGGUACUGGAAGCUGCCGUAACUACAUGUUUGUUCCUCCGGGUGAGAUCUUCAUGCCAAUCCCUGUGCCCCCGGCGUCCACACCGGCAGUAGGGGCAGGCCGCCAGAGCACAGACGACGUUUACCUGCACACAGUCAUUCCAGCAGUGGUGGUGGCAGCCAUCUUGCUCAUCGCAGGUAUCAUAGCCAUGAUCUGCUACCGUAAGAAGCGCAAGGGCAAGCUCACCAUCGAGGAUCAGGCUACGUUUAUCAAAAAGGGAGUGCCGAUCAUAUUCGCCGACGAACUGGACGACUCUAAGCCACCUCCGUCGUCGAGCAUGCCACUCAUUCUGCAGGAGGAGAAGCCACCUCUUCCCCCGCCCGAGUACCCCAACAUGGCCAGUCCAGAGACCACGCCGCUCAAUCAGGACCUGCUUGGAGAGUACACUGCUCUGCGGGACGAGGAUCCUAACGCCCCUCCUUACCAGCCUCCUCCUCCCUUCACGGCACCCAUGGAAGGCAAGGGAUCCCGCCCAAAGAACAUGACCCCCUACAGAUCACCGCCCCCCUACGUCCCCCCCUAAUGUUUGACAAUGACAUCACAUAAAGCCAAGAGGGGACUUUCUGCAGUUCCAUGCCGGUGUUUUCUGUUUGGAAUUAAAAGGGGGGAAACAACAGAGGCAUACUACAAUGUGGGGAUUUGGGGGUGGGCUGGGGUGGGCUUGGAUGGGCUGGUUUGUCAAAAAAAUAUUGGAGAGAAGGAAUGAUCUAGGACGUAGCCUGCAAGAGUUGCCAACAACCACCUUGCUCGAGUGAGUUCACACUCCUGCUGAACCGCAAGUUGGGGACACCUGCCCCUUCUGUCCCCGAUGCUUUUCCCCCUCCUAUGGGCUUGUAAAAAUAUCUCUAUUUUCCAUGUUUGGUUUGUUUUUUAAUCAUUACUAUUUUAGUUUGGUUUUUCCUUUUGGGUGAUUUCAAACUACUUGCCUAACAGCACUCUUUUUAUCUUCUGAACUUUUACUUUUAAAUAAUACAAGAAGAAAGUAGGUGAUUGCAGGAGCAAGGAUUUCAUAGAGAAACUACAAAUAAAGAAAACCUGUAAUCAUGGGAGUAUUUGGACAGUCCAACUGGAAGCGUCUGUGGUUGGGUUUCAUUUCAUAAGGUUUGCCUUUUAACACUAAUUGUACUGUUUUAUUCAUAUUCUUGUGAUGAGCAUAACAAAAACAGGUAGCCAAAAAGUCUAAAGUCUAAAAUAUAGAUAUUUUUUUCUGUUUAAUCCAAUGUAUAUUUGAAAGACAUUUUGCUAGACUAUAAUAGUGUUUUCUAUUUUUUUUUUUUUUCAAGGAUUGGGAGCACAUGACUGAAAUAACCUACAGUUAUAUUUACACAUACAUACAUUCAUACAUGCAUACGUGUGUGUGUGUGUAUGUGUGUGUGUAGUUGUAGUAGUAGUAUUAGUAGUAGUAACGGUAGUAGUUGUUUUUUAUUUUUUUGUUUGUUUGUUUGUUUUUGUUUCAUUUUGACACCCUAUUCAGAAAUAAAGGAUGGUACUGUAUGCUGAAUUAAUGGACUGUAUCUGUUUCACGUUCUUCUAAUUAAAGGCCUCUUGUAGUCAUUUCCUAGGAUUUAGUAGCAUUCUAUACAUACGAUAGAUGUUAUAGAUGGAACAUGCUUGAAACUCACUCAAAAUAAUAAUAAUAAUAAUAAUAAUAAUGCUAAUUAUUAUUAUUUAUAAUUUCAGAUUAACUAUGGUCUAGAAACAGAAAGUGUGGAUUAUUUUACAGGGAAAAGGAUAAACCUUUUCUGCAGUGAUGCUCCCUUUGACAUUAAUGGACACAAGUAUUCAGUGUAUUAUGAAAAUUCUACUUGGGAAUUUACUCUCCGUUGCAUCACUUCAUUACUGCUGGCUAAAAUGCCAGGAUAAACUGAAACACCAGGUUUCAUCAAAAUCAUCUGAAAUCUUAAAAAAGGAAUAUGUAAAUUCUCUGUCUAUUUUUUUACAAAGUUUUUGAUACAAUAAAUAUACUGUAGGUGUAAUUGCAAUUUGUAAAUGUAAUUUUAAAAUUUCAGAUUCGCAUUAUUAUUAUUAUUAUUAUUAUUGGUGGUGGUGAUUACUUUUAAGUCAUUUUCAUUUCCAUAUGAAUAGAAAUGCCCCAGUGUAUCAUCAUCAGCAUUCUCAAGAGAAAUUAGUCCUUGCAAUAAAGAGAGAUGGAUUCAUUUGAUGGGUAUCCAUUCUAUAGAUGAGAUCUUGGUGCUGAGCUGUAAACAGAACUUUUUUUCCCCCUGAGCUUUUAAAGUCCUUAAAUGAUCUUAUCUCCACAAAUGUUAUUUGUGCCAAGAUGGUAGACUUCUGGGAUUCGUGUCACCACUGAGUAGUGUAGGCCAAUAGAUUUACUGUUGUCAUUUUUUAAUUUUUAAUUAAAUGCUCCUCCAUAGGCAGAACUGGAUCACUUUCUCAGUCCUCAGAAAUGUCUGAUUCUGUUCCCGUGUCAUGCGAUAUUACAUUUGCAGUUCAUUUAGAAUUUCUCAUCAAGCUUUGUUGGGUUACUUUUUUUAUUUGAAUCAAGGAGCUGAAAAGACAAAGCAAAACAAAAGGGGUCACAAGGCACUCUUCAGUUUCGAUCCACUUUGAGUGUUUUGCUCUAAAACCCCUCUUCAGUUUUCCUUCCCCGGUGUUGAGUGUGUUUUGAGUUUCAGAGUGAAAUGGCAUCGACAGAGCUGCAACUUUAAAUGUGAUCGUGAAGUCUGCUAGCUUAAUGCAGUUCAUAUUUUUGUGGCCUUUUAUUAUUAUCUGUUUUAGAAUUUGCAUCUAUUUGUACCAUUGAUCAUAAAGCUCAUUUCACAAAAGCAAUGAAUUUAGAUGUAAGCAAGAAGUACACUCCACAAUCAUAGUCUCAAGCAAAUCACAUGUUGGGUGAGAAAACCAAAGAUGCAAAGUGUUCACAUAAGGAUAUGGCUCAGUUUUCCUGGAUGGAAGUUAGACGAACCUUAUAUGAUAUGUCUUUUAAAGUACUAACUCAAGUUAUUAUUCUUAUGACAUAAAUAUAUAUACAUUUGUUUUGUUUGGUUUUUAAAAGUGGGAAAUAGCACAACACACCAAAUGUGUUAAGACACUUCGCUUCUCCUUCAUGUGUGACUACUGUGGAACAGAUCAUAUAACAAAACUAAAGCAGUUCUUUUAAGAAUUAGGAAGUUAACUUUAAGAACUUAUGGAACAGAUACAGAUUGAUGUCCCUGUUUGGUUUCUCAUCUCCAAUCUCUUGGUUUUUGUACCUUUUUGUUGCCUUUUGAAAUAUUUUGGUUUGUCAAUGAUGUGUCAAAUCCAAUGGGCCUUCCGCAUGACACUAGUGCCCUUGCUCCAACCAGGAUUUCUAUAUAUUUUUUGUGUGUGUGUGUGUGCGUGCGCGUAUUUCUGAUGAAACAAAUUAAUCAUUACAACUGGAAAAUCUAGGAUGCCGAUACAUUUUCAGAAGGUUUUAAUGUAACUGGAAUCACACGUUUUAUUUUGUUUUCCUUCUGUGUUUUUCACCAUUGUGUUAACACAAGUAUCCCCUGUGCUGCUUACAGUCUCACAGAGCUGCUGCAGCAGACGGACAGACCUGUGCUGGGUUAAACAUCAGUCAGCACCCAGCUGAAAUGGGCUGGAGGCUUUCACAAUGCAGAGACUGUUAGCAAAGGUCAGAGGGGGGAGAGGAGGAACUGGACAGAUGAUUGAAGGGAGCCCCAUAUGAAUCUUUUGAAGCCUGACCGUAGUCUGUUUCACGUUGACUCAAGAGUGUUGACUAAAAUCAGUGAUUUAAAGAGAAUGCAUAGAAAGAAAUCUAUUAUUUUUGUCUGUUUUACAUUAUUUUAUUUCUGCCACUAGACACUGUAUGUUCAAAUCUUGUAUUAAAAAGUGUUUUCACCAA
Messenger RNA from Clupea harengus (Atlantic herring), 6781 nucleotides. It is a transcript of the gene dag1, whose product is annotated as dystroglycan 1. The record is from RefSeq and is a predicted model, not a curated record. NCBI's taxonomy places the organism in Eukaryota, Metazoa, Chordata, Actinopteri, Clupeiformes, Clupeidae. Gene Ontology annotation, cellular component: sarcolemma; dystrophin-associated glycoprotein complex; basement membrane. Gene Ontology annotation, biological process: nerve development; muscle attachment; axon guidance. Gene Ontology annotation, molecular function: calcium ion binding; laminin binding.